CCCUUCGGCCUCCCAGGCCGCCGCUGCUGCCGGGGCCUUGCCAGGGACUCUGUAGUGGCCGCCCUUCCACCCCCUCCUCCUCCCCCUCUUCUUCGUCUUUCUCUUCUCUCCACCUUCUCCCUCCAUUUGCCUGGAAAAGCCAGAGGCCCAGGGGCAGGGCAUCCUCCAGCCUCGGCUCCCCGACACAACAGCCAGGGCGGGCACGGCCUGUGCCCAGAGAGGCUGGAAACCGAGCCACGCCCGAUCCCCAAAGAGCCGUCCAAGCGUGUAACUAAAGGGGUAAAGAAAGUCAAGUGCACAGAUUAUUGUCAGAUAAUCCCCCUCGGUGACUGUGGGUGAUGGAGGGUUAACUGGAAUUAGUAUUUUAGUGUCCAAAUGCAGCCUGAGGCCAGAAAAUACGAAGAGACACCUUCCAUCUUCUGGGGUUUGGAUCCUGUAUUUUUAGCAUUUGCAAAAUUGUACAUAAGAGACAUCCUGAAUAUAAAAGAGUCCAAGCAAGUGCCAGGCAUAUUUUUAUAUAAUGGACAUCCAAUUAAGCAGGUGGACAUUUUAGGAACUGUAAUUGGAAUGAAAGAGCGAGAAGCUUUUUUUAUCUAUGGAGUGGAUGACAGCACAGGGGUUAUAAACUGUAUCUGCUGGAAAAAUGAAAGAGAUUCCAAAACCUCUCCAGCUGGGACCCAACCAUGUACUGUUAGUGGUCCAUACCUAACUACACAACUUAAGAAGCUGCAAGAAGUUUUACGUCAGAAAACCCAACUGGAAAUUGGAGAUAUUAUCCGAAUUAGAGGGCAUAUCCGCGUCUACCGAGAUCAGCGAGAAGUUCAGGCGUCCACGUAUUACAGAGUGAAUGAUCCAGUGUGGGAUGUUCAGAUCGCAAGAAUGCUAGAGCUUCCAGAUAUCUAUAGAAAAAUUUACGACCAGCCUUUCCAAAUCCCAGAGUUAAUGAACGAGAAGGCACUGAGCAAUCCAAGUGCCCUGGACCUUCCCAGCCUAACUAUUCUGCUGAGUGAAAAAGUGAAAGAGUUCCUUAUUGAGCACAAAGUGCUGACCUUUUACCCACGGGAGCUGGAAACUGUGGACACUUUGAUCUCCCUUGCUAAUCAGCCUGUUAUUCGUGGGAUCUGCUCGGAACAGGUGGAUUCUACAAAUGGCUCCAUUUCCAAAUCACUCCACAGCAUAUUUAAGGAAGCUAUACGGCUGCUGCAGGAAAGAGGAAUAGUUUUCCAGAAAUUAGACAGCCUGCAUGACCUGUACUAUGUAACAGAACAAGAUAAGGAAUUACAGAAAAAGAUCCUCAGUAUCAUUCAAGGAGAUUGCCAGAAGCCAAAACAUGCUGAAAGAGGCUGCCAUUUCCUUCACAUCUUAGCUUGUGUUCGCCAGAACUACAACCCUCAUCUGAGUGAAGCUUCAGUUCGUCAAGUCCUGGACCUCUUGGAGAACAGGAGUGAUGUAGUCAGCACUAUGGAAGGAUACUACACUGCUUUCUAAGGAGGAUGGAUUAAGAAGCUAUGUAUCCUCGUAUAUCCACCGACUGCCUUAAGAAGAAAGAAGAAUGAAACCAUGUGACUAUUACUGUUCUGGGCAUUAGUUAUUAUCAGUUAGUGUUGUAUAAGUUUGUGUAAUUGGAAAUAAAUUAAGCUCGUACCAUUUGUUUGUAAUAAACUAGGAAAUUGCAGUGAUCAAAAACAUAA
Ornithorhynchus anatinus (platypus) is the source of this 1691-nucleotide messenger RNA. It is a transcript of the gene STN1, whose product is annotated as STN1 subunit of CST complex. Gene Ontology annotation, molecular function: single-stranded telomeric DNA binding. Gene Ontology annotation, cellular component: CST complex; chromosome, telomeric region; DNA replication factor A complex. Lineage: Eukaryota; Metazoa; Chordata; Mammalia; Monotremata; Ornithorhynchidae. Gene Ontology annotation, biological process: double-strand break repair via homologous recombination; DNA replication; nucleotide-excision repair. Bases 376 to 1488 code for a protein of 370 amino acids. The transcript is spliced from 10 exons. The record is from RefSeq and is a predicted model, not a curated record.